Stomoxys calcitrans (stable fly) is the source of this 3634-nucleotide messenger RNA. RefSeq names its product glutamate [NMDA] receptor subunit 1 (gene Nmdar1). Gene Ontology annotation, molecular function: NMDA glutamate receptor activity. NCBI's taxonomy places the organism in Eukaryota, Metazoa, Arthropoda, Insecta, Diptera, Muscidae. The transcript has 14 exons. Gene Ontology annotation, biological process: monoatomic ion transport; chemical synaptic transmission; regulation of membrane potential. The record is from RefSeq and is a predicted model, not a curated record. Bases 279 to 3239 code for a protein of 986 amino acids. Gene Ontology annotation, cellular component: plasma membrane; synapse; neuron projection.
UUUGAGAGCAGUUUUCUUUUUUUCUUGUGCCAAACUCCCGAAAUUCCAUUAAACACAUUAAACCAGUUUGCUGCUAAGAAUUGUCGACGCCACCGCCAUCGGGUAAACAUCUUCAAUAGCAGUUCCCCACAAACAUCGACAUCAAAACCAUCGUCUUUGUUGUCGUCACCAUCGAACGAACGAACAGCAUCAACUUUACUCUACUAGCAAAUGAAAAGGAGGACAAAAACAACAAAUCCUAUUAAAAUGAUUCAUCCUCUUUAAAUUAAAGAAACAUAAUGCUCGCAUUGUAUACGAAAUAUAUCUACACCUUUGCGACCUGCUUGCUGUUGCUGGUGACAGGAGUCAGUUGUGCCAAUGAUGCUAGCGAUGAUAUCUACACCAUAGGUGGGGUGUUGGCCGAUAAUGAUAGUGAAAAUCAUUUUCGCCAGACCAUAUCGCUGCUGAAUUUUCGAAAUAACUACAAAAGCAGCCGUAAUAUGACCUAUUAUGGCAAAACCAUUCGCAUGGACAAAAAUCCUAUAAAAACUGUAUUUAAUGUCUGUGAUAAGUUGAUUGACCAAAGGGUCUAUGCCGUGGUUGUCUCACAUACCUCCACCUCUGGCGACUUAUCACCGGCUGCUGUCAGCUACACCAGUGGUUUCUUUCAAAUACCUGUUAUAGGCAUCUCAUCGCGAGAUGCUGCCUUUUCGGAUAAGAAUAUUCAUGUGUCCUUUUUGCGCACAGUGCCACCGUAUUAUCAUCAGGCAGAUGUAUGGCUGGAAAUGUUAAAUCAUUUUGGUUAUACCAAGGUGAUAAUUAUUCACAGCUCCGAUACUGAUGGUCGUGCCAUUUUGGGCAGAUUCCAAACUACCUCACAAACCUAUUAUGAUGAUAUCGAUGUUAAGGCCACUGUGGAAAUGAUAGUGGAAUUUGAGCCAAAGUUGGAAAGUUUUGCCGAACAUUUGAUUGAUAUGAAGACGGCACAAAGCAGAGUGUAUUUGGUGUAUGCCAGCACUGAGGAUGCCCAGGUUAUAUUCCGUGAUGCUGCCACUUAUAAUAUGACCGAGGCUGGUCAUGUUUGGAUUGUUACCGAGCAGGCGUUGAAUGCCACCAAUAUACCAGAUGGUGUUUUGGGUCUACAAUUGGAACAUGUGAAUAAUGACACUAUUCAUUUGAUGGAUACCGUUUAUGUUCUGGCCUCAGCCAUUCGUGAAAUGAUGCAAAAUGAAACCAUAACGGAACCUCCCAAGAACUGUGAUGAUUCCGGGGUCAAUUGGGAAUCAGGUAAACGCCUUUUCCAUUAUCUCAAAACCCGCAACAUCACAGGCGAGACUGGACAGGUGGCAUUCGAUGAUAAUGGUGAUCGCAUUUAUGCUGGCUAUGAUGUCAUCAAUAUGAGACCCAAACAGAAGAGACAUGUUGUGGGUAAAUUUUAUUACGAUACGAACAAAGCCACCAUGCGUUUGAAAAUCGAUGAUAGUCAAAUUAUAUGGCCUGGGCGUCAAAAGAAGAAACCCGAGGGCAUAAUGAUACCCACACAUCUGAAAGUCUUGACCAUAGAGGAGAAGCCAUUUGUGUAUGUAAGACGUCUGACAGAUGAUGAAGUCAAUUGUAUGGAUGAUGAGGUGCCAUGUCCUUUGUUCAACAAUACAAAUGGAGUGGAAAAUGACUACUGUUGCCGUGGCUAUUGCAUUGAUCUACUCAAGGCUUUGUCGCAACGUAUCAAUUUCACCUUUGAACUGGGGCUCUCGCCCGAUGGACAAUUUGGCCAUUAUAUACUGAGAAAUUCUUCCACUGGCACAUUACCCUCAACACCACCCAAAAAGGAAUGGACCGGACUAAUAGGCGAGUUGGUGAAUGAACGGGCCGACAUGAUUGUAGCACCAUUGACCAUUAAUCCAGAGCGUGCCGAAUACAUCGAGUUUUCGAAACCCUUCAAAUAUCAAGGCAUUACAAUACUCGAAAAGAAACCAUCACGUUCGAGUACUUUAGUGUCUUUCCUGCAGCCAUUCAGCAACACGCUGUGGAUAUUGGUGGUGGUGUCAGUCCAUGUGGUGGCUUUGGUUCUCUAUCUCUUGGACAGAUUCUCUCCCUUUGGCCGUUUUAAGCUCUCUCACGUUGAUAGCCACGAAGAGAAAGCUUUGAAUCUCAGCUCUGCCAUAUGGUUUGCUUGGGGUGUUUUACUGAACAGUGGCAUUGGUGAGGGUACUCCCCGAAGCUUUUCGGCUCGUGUCUUGGGCAUGGUUUGGGCCGGCUUUGCUAUGAUCAUUGUCGCUUCCUACACUGCCAACUUGGCUGCUUUCCUCGUGUUAGAGCGUCCCAAAACGAAAUUGAGUGGCAUCAAUGAUGCCCGUCUGCGUAAUACCAUGGAGAAUUUGACCUGCGCCACUGUCAAAGGAUCUUCGGUGGAUAUGUAUUUUAGACGCCAGGUGGAGCUCUCGAAUAUGUAUCGUACCAUGGAGGCUAAUAACUAUGAUACAGCUGAAAAAGCCAUAGAGGAUGUUAAGAAGGGCAAAUUAAUGGCCUUCAUAUGGGAUUCCUCACGUUUGGAAUAUGAAGCCUCCAAAGAUUGUGAGUUGGUUACUGCUGGGGAAUUAUUUGGUCGCAGUGGUUAUGGCAUUGGUCUACAGAAGGGAUCGCCUUGGACAGAUGCGGUAACUCUAACCAUUUUGGAAUUUCAUGAAAGCGGUUUCAUGGAGGCCCUAGACAAAGCUUGGAUAUUUCACGGUAAUGCCCAACAAUGUGAACAAUUUGAAAAGACCCCCAAUACCCUGGGUCUGAAGAAUAUGGCUGGAGUUUUCAUAUUGGUAGCAGCAGGGGUCGCCAUAGGUGUGGGCCUAAUAAUCAUAGAAGUGAUUUAUAAACGACACCAGGUGAAGAAACAAAAACGAAUGGAUAUAGCACGGCAUGCAGCAGCCAAAUGGCGAGGGACCAUUGAGAAACGCAAAACCAUUCGAACCUCCUUGGCCAUGCAACGUCAAUACAAUGUGGGCCUGAAUGCAAAUCCUGGCACCAUUAGUUAUACCGUAGACAAAAGACGCUUUCAUCGUUUGGGUGUACCUCGAGCACCCGAGAAUGCCUGGAUUGGUGAUAAUGAUAUGUUGAGAAAUCGUCGCUUCUUGGAUCCCUCGCUAAAGCCAAAACAUUCACCUAAGGUGCAUGCCCCUCUACUGGGUAGAUUGCGUACACCGGGUAAUAUCAUGCCACCGAAAUAUUCUCCAGGCUAUACUAGUGAUGUCUCACAUUUGGUGGUUUAAUCUUAAAAACAACGAUAACUGAAGACAAAGAGUUUUUAUUUUGUGACUAUCUGAAAAUAUUUUGUUGUUAUUGUACGAUGAUUGUACUUGCAGAAAUGUUAUAUGUGAAAUGUUAUUUCUUUUAGUUGAAAAAAUUGUGAUUUAUUUUGCUAUAAUUGGUAAGGAAUGUUGGAAUUAUCAAAAGGAAAGGAUUACAUAUGUCCAAAGGAUCUAGUAUGCUUUAAAUUUUUGUUGAAGCUUUUGAACAUUUUUUUUAAUUUAUAAAAUAUGCUUGUGGUUUUUGUGUAAUUGGUAUGUAUCAAUAAUAUUUACCUCUUUCUUAUAUGUUUUAUAAUUAAAUAAACAUUGCAAAGAAUGUACUCCAAAAACCGGAAACGAAAAACAUCCCGCUGUAA